AUGCUAGAGGCCCCCGCACCGGAACCCAUGGGCCAGUCAGAGGAACAGGACCCCACCCUGGGGAGACCGUCCCUAAGGGCAUUGUGCACCGGUGCUCCGGUAGCCCGAAGGGACGGGCCACACCCGGGUCUGCACACCGUGGGGUUUGAAACCCCCACGACCGGCUCCCCGGGGGAACUCGGGGACACCAGUAGGGAUUUAUCCUUGCUGGUGCGGGCAUGCCCGCUCGGUCGAGCCGCUGGGGGAGCAUGGGAUGUAUCCAAAAUGGCUGAGUUCCUGAAAAGAAAGAGAGAGGUAGGGUCGGGAAAAUGUAGCUCCUCUGAGGGAGGGAACAAGAAGUACUUGUUCUUAGAACGAGUUCGUAAAGAGGUGGAAGAAUUGAGGAUCACUCCAAAGAGGAAAGAGGUGAAAGGUCUCAACUUUCAUGCGGACCUCCCUUAUUCGGAGGAAGUAUGGGAUUCCUGGGAGGAAUAUAUAGAUGCACAGGCAGAGGAGCUGGAGCGGAAUCGAGGCAUACCGAAAGGGAAGAAAUUUCUCCUUCUAGACCUUCUCACCAGCGCGAAGGACGUAAGGAGACUGGUGAAUUGCGGCAGAGAGGUGCAUAGGAGGUGCGCGUGGAACAUAGCCAGGUCCAAGGAAGCGCUGGAAGAAUUGAAGCAGGCAAGAGAGAAAGAAAGGGUAACAGAAGAAAAGAUUAAGGAGAGACAGAAGGUCCUAGAAGGAAAUGAAGAGAAGAUUAAAGAACUGGAAAGGUUGGGAGGGGAAAUAGAAGAAAUGGAGAAGAAAAUGAUGGAAAUGAAAGAAGAAAUGGAGACGGAAAUGAAAGAAAUGGAAGAAAACCUUGAGGUGGAGAGGAGAACCAGGGAAAAUGAAGAGGAGAAAGUGGAAGUGCUGGAAGUGCAAGAAAUAGGGAAAAAAAAGGAGACAUUGGAAAUAUGGAGAGAUGUAAUAACAGAGGGGAAAAAGGAAAAUAUUGAACAAAAACAAAGGAUAAAACAUUUGGAAGGAAAGAUAAAAGAAUUACAAGAGUUGCAAGAAAUAAUGAAUAAUGAAGAGAAGGAAAACGAUAACAGAAUGGAAGUAGAAAAGAACACAACCUCCACACAAGUGGAAGUAUGUGGGGAGGAGAAAGCGGUACAGGUGGAGGUAUCGAGAAAGGAAGAAUCAGUACAGACGGAAGAGGAAAACAUUACCAGGAGAGGAAAGGAUGCAGGAAAGGAAAGGGAAGAAGAAGUUCAAAAUAUGGAAUAG
Harpegnathos saltator (Jerdon's jumping ant) is the source of this 1251-nucleotide messenger RNA. RefSeq names its product golgin subfamily A member 6-like protein 1. The transcript has 3 exons. NCBI's taxonomy places the organism in Eukaryota, Metazoa, Arthropoda, Insecta, Hymenoptera, Formicidae. The coding region runs from base 1 to 1251 and encodes 416 amino acids. The record is from RefSeq and is a predicted model, not a curated record.